This is a messenger RNA of Rotaria socialis, 828 nucleotides long. NCBI's taxonomy places the organism in Eukaryota, Metazoa, Rotifera, Eurotatoria, Philodinida, Philodinidae. The record is from the annotation of a GenBank genome assembly.
AUGCACCAUUUACAUUUUCCUUCAUAUUGUCAUUGGAAGAAGAAGAAAAAUAAGAUGUACAAGGGUAUCGCUUUGGUUAUUUUAGCCAUUUUUGGGGGUGCAGCAGCUCAUACACAUAAAAUUAAUGCUCAAUCAAGUCAUAUUAGACAUUUUUCAUUAUCAUUGAAAGAAGAAAAUAAUGCUAACGAUUUUUGUCGAGAUUGUGUUGACACAUUUGAUACUUUAAUCUAUUUGGUUCUCGAUGGCAUUUUUGAAUUGAGUAUUAUCAAUACAUGUGAUGAUAUAUGUAAUUAUGUUACUGAAAAGUCUGGAUCACCUGUUCUAUAUGCUAUUUGUGCAGUUGGUUGUGAUGCAGUGGGAAUUAACGAAUUUAUUAAAAUAGCUAAAGAAGUUGAUCUGGAUCCAAUUUAUUUUUGUGAAUCAUUAAAAGUUUGUCCAAUAAAUGAUAAUGGUGAUGCUAAGUUUAAAUCAUUUGCCAUUUUACCAUCACAUGCUCAAGCUUAUAGCACAUUUAUUCUUGAUUUUGCUUAUGGAUCUGUUAAUGGAACUGGUACCGGUCAAUUGGUUAUCAAUAUUCAAACCGUUGAUGACAUAGAAAUUUCGACUACAUUCUUGAUUGAAUCAUUAAAACCAGGUAGAUAUGCUGAACGUAUUAGUAUUGAUACUAGUCCAGAUCCAACAUGUGAUCCUGGUACCGCACAAUGUGAACAAUGGUAUCCGGGCCUAUAUAAUGUUACUGUUAUGAUUUGUAAUGGAGAGUGUGGCUCACACCAUCCUAAUAGUCAGCUGUAUGAUAUGGUUAAUGGCUCAUUUCGAAUUGAUAAAUAA